Molecule: messenger RNA, 247 nt
Organism: Varanus komodoensis (Komodo dragon)
Lineage: Eukaryota; Metazoa; Chordata; Lepidosauria; Squamata; Varanidae
Product: tropomyosin alpha-3 chain-like
Exons: 3
Coding region: 2-247 (81 amino acids)
Biological process (GO): actin filament organization; muscle contraction
Cellular component (GO): actin filament
Molecular function (GO): actin filament binding
Source: RefSeq, a predicted model, not a curated record
CAUGGAGGCCAUCAAGAAGAAGAUGCAGAUGCUCAAGCUGGACAAGGAGAAUGCCUUGGACCGAGCGGAGCAGGCCGAGUCCGAGCAAAAGCAAGCCGAGGAGAGGAGCAAGCAGCUGGAAGAUGAAUUGGCGGCCAUGCAGAAGAAACUGAAGGGAACAGAAGAUGAGCUGGAUAAAUAUUCAGAGGCUCUCAAAGAUGCACAAGAAAAACUAGAGCUGGCAGAGAAAAAGGCAGCUGAUGCGUAA